This is a messenger RNA of Gadus morhua (Atlantic cod), 2777 nucleotides long. Its product is annotated as collagen alpha-1(I) chain. The record is from RefSeq and is a predicted model, not a curated record. Bases 279 to 1022 code for a protein of 247 amino acids. NCBI's taxonomy places the organism in Eukaryota, Metazoa, Chordata, Actinopteri, Gadiformes, Gadidae. The transcript is spliced from 3 exons.
CACCCUGGUGGAGACAUGGGACCAGGAGUCACGGGUGGGGGACGGCUCUAUCACAGCGACGCACCACAACAAACCCGCUGAAUCCAGCAGUCUACUUCUACUGAGGGACCAUGAAGUUAUUCACUGUGAAUAACUUCUUUCUUCUGUUUGUUUCAACAUCUGUAACGGAAUAUCAUCGAAUUUUAAUGACCACUCACGUUAUUCCCGGGACUCUUGAUGCCUAGGGCAGCGGGCCACACCUUCGUUUAGCGCAACAGCUCCACCACCCAGCUGGCCAGAUGGGGUGCCGAUGCUGCAGAAUGAUAAAGAGCUACAUCUAUGACCCCUCUGCCGUGGGGGAGCCGGGGAAGAGCGAGCUGUCGGGGUCCGGCGGCCGGGGGUCCCUCUACCAGCCCCGGGGCCCGCCGGGCGGGGCCGCGGGGGACCGUGGCGGGGACCGGCAGAAGGAGGGCGUCAGCAACCUGGCCUACAGCAAGUCCAACGAGGGCACCCUGAAGCUGGAGGCCGACAACAACCACGUCAACCGGCUGCCCGAGCACCAGCCGCCCCCGCGGGUUCCCGGCGGGGGCGCCCUGUACAUCAUCCAGCCGCAGGCCCCGGGGCCGCGCUGGACCACCGAGGAGGCCCCCCGGCCCAGCCAGGUGCCGGUGUACCCGGAGCCCCCUGGCGGCGGGCGGCGGAGCGAGCCGGGGGGCUGGGACACGGCGGACGAGGACGAGGGAGUGGGGGGGACCCCUGAGUACCGGGGGGACGGCGAGGGCAGCGCGCUGUCGGUGGAGACCCUCACCAGCACCGCCAGCGGGUCCUCGGCCGGCGACGCCCCCCCCCGCUGGCCCAAGGCCGCCGACGCCUCCACGGCCGAGAGCGGCAUCUCCAUGACCAAGAGCGAGGACGAGGAGGGGGAGGGGGAGGGGCGGCGGCGCCAGGAGGAGAGCGAGGACGUCCGGAGCGUCACGGACUCCAUGGUGGCCGAGGCGCUGGCCGCGCUGGAGGCGGCCACCGCCGGGGAGGAGUUUGAGUGAAGGGGGCGUGGCCUAGCGCUGGAGGCGGCCACCGUCGGGGAGGAGUUUGAGUGAAGGGGGCGUGGCCUAGCGUUCCCGAACAUUGGAAGGACGUGGAACCCCUCGGUGGAACAGAACCCAGGCCGUGUGGCGGGGCAAAUAUAAAUAUUAACACACAUAUAUAGAUCUUAUAUAUAUAUACACACACACGCACACACACAUAUGUAUAUAUACGUAUGUUUACACAACAUCAAAGACUCAAAUCUGCCAGAAGAAAAGACUGUUUAUUUUCUUUAACAAAAGAGCAGAAUCAUGAAGGAAGUACAUGAAGGAUAUUUAUCUGUUCUUGUUCCAGGGCAGUUUCACUGACAGCCACAGAAGAAAGGAGCGUUUGUAGACUGUGAGUAACGCCUGUGGCAGCCGUGCCCUGUUUGAAGUCAGCGUAUCGCAGCCCUCCAUGGACCGGAGACUGAAGCACGUCCUUCUGCCAUAUCAGUACUGCCUGCGUACAAACAGGCCAUGGAGAGCUGCUUCAUUUUCCGUUUUACAAUCUAUACAUCUAUGGAUUUAGUGUGCUAAAUGAACUUAAAGUCAAUGUGCGGCCAGCAUGUGAAAGGACAGAGGCCUUCUGAGAUGCAGCACGCAGCCUUAAUGAUGCGUGUUGUGUUUUGUAACUUUUCUAUAUCUUUUGUACAUUGUUUGCCCCUGGCACCAUGUUCUAGAUGAUGUCUUGGCUCCAGGCACGAUGCCGUUGUACUGUACGUUAGGACCACGCAGGCCUCACCCAACCCUGACACUACAUACAUGCUCAGCCUGUUCACCUCUUCACCACAGUCAGUCCAUCCGUCAGGUGACUCAGCAAUUCAUCAAUUAAUCAGUGUGUGAAAUGUCAUCACCAUUGGCCAGAAUGCCCCAUAACUAGUUACCAGACCCCAAAGACUUGGAUUACCACUGUGAAUGUCUGACUACAUGUCUGAUGACAUCAUCCAUUAAUUACCUAAACAAAGAAUAUUAGAAUUUCUGAAGCUACCGCCAGUUAACAUUCGGGAUAUUUGUACUUAAUCAAAGACUGUAGUGUAUAUUUUAUUAAUAAAUCGAUUAUCACAAUUAUUUUCUUAUAUUAAUUGCCUUACCAAUCAAUGAAUGGAUGAGCCGGCCAAUCGGCAUGGUGAUAUUGGACUGAAACAAAGAGUCCACGAUAAUGACGACCUACGCAGACAGGAAGGUCACCGAUCAAAGGUCAGUUGAACUUGUUGACUUCUUUCCCCUUCUCUCUCGCAUUUCCCAGCCAGAUAUGACUGCAGCUACUGCAAAUGUGGAAAGCUAGUGAGUUAGGGGCCAUUUGUUUCCUCAGCUUAGCGUUGGGCUGUUCACAAUAUAGCCAUACUCAUUAGUGGGUUUUCCCCUCGUGUUAGGCCUCUGUGAUGAAGACCUAAUACCGUGGGAUGAGGGAUUUUUACACAGAGAAUAUUUUUCUAUGAAGGACCAUGUAUGUAGAGAUCCCAGCUCCCUCGGCCAGGGCCUGUUGAGAGCCCAUCAUGGUGUUGGGUGGGGUGGGGGGCAGACGGUUUGAGCACCACGCGUUGGCCUGAAGCCGACCAGACCAGUCAGUCAGUGAGGUCGGUGUGAGGCCAUCAGUCGGACCACAUUGGUGGCUUCCUUGUUCCCGUAGCGCUCGUAGUCAUGGUCACGUAUUGGGCCUUUAGGUUAAGUCCCUUCCUUUGAAAGCGGUUCAGUCGUAUCCUGUUCCUGUUCUUCAGAGAAUAUUAAAAAAAA